Molecule: messenger RNA, 3260 nt
Organism: Bursaphelenchus xylophilus (pine wood nematode)
Lineage: Eukaryota; Metazoa; Nematoda; Chromadorea; Rhabditida; Aphelenchoididae
Source: the annotation of a GenBank genome assembly
AUGAUCGUCGUGCUCGUGGUGCUCGCGGUGAUCGAUGUCGCGGUGGGUGGGGUCUGCGACACGGCGCUGGACUGUCGGACGUGCUUGUCGACGGUGGAUGGGAUAUUGCCUUGUCAGUAAGUGGAGUGCUUGUCAUCAUUGCAAUAAGAUAUCAGUCUGUGGGGAAAAUAAUGAGUAUAAUUUCGCUCAUGUUUUUCCUGUCGAUAGUGUCGCUGAAGUGAAAAGCAAAUUGAUUUCCCACGACACAAUUCAUUUUCUCGGCGGUGAAUUUUCGAUGCAACAGGGGACACAGUAAAGCUAUCUGAUCGUCUUUGGUUAUGUACUGUCGAAAGGCCCGACAACCCAGUAACGAGACGAGACGAGAGCUCAAGAGUCAAGUGAUUUAUUCAGUGGAAAGGAGGCCUUUUAUAGGGAAGCCCCACGUAGGAAAGUACAAUCAAAUUUGAAUAAAUACAGAUCGUUCCUUCUGGGAAAAUCCUCGAAGCUUGGUCGUUCCGCCUUACAUGUACUUUUCAAAGUAAAUGGCCACACUCUUUUUGAAGAUUUACACAUUAUGAUGACUAUUCCAAAUCAUCGUAAUAUAAGGAUUCUAGGCCACAAUAUGCUGCUUUGUAGUCAGGAUUCUUCCUUUGUGGUGCAUUGGCUUUAUAAAAGCCUUUUACCACAUCUUCCUGUACACGACGUUUUGAGUGAACGAUUUGUUCUCUUCUUUUCGUCUCUUUUAGGAAUUUCGUUUUCGAUUUCCCGACAGACUGAUACGGUAAGAGGUUCUAUACACAGCCAAGCCUGUGUACAACCAAUGCCAAAUAAAGAAUUUAUUCACUUAAAAAGGCCUCCUUGUACAGGGAGACAUUUUGGCCUAACAUUCAUUCUUAGAACCUUUGAAAUUGCUCGCUAUAGAGAGGAGGUUUUGUAGCACUAGUCCUCCCUGAAAGUCGCAGAAGUGAUUUUUGGCGUCUGCAGAAAAAAAUCAGGAUGCUAACGGCAGCCGAAAAAAGCUAUGAGCACUGAGCAAAAAACAAGAAACUUGUUUUGCUCGGAGCAAAGCAAACUUUGGUUUUUUAACAGUGCCUGUCACCGCUUUCAGUCCGGCAAAAUUUCGAAUUGACUAGUAUGGAAGUAUCAAUUUUUCUAGACCUUGCGAUAUUCGUACCAUCAUUUUCUGUUGUAGAUGGUGCACAACGACAUUCCGCUGCUCCAACUCAUUGGAGAUUCUCUCCAGCUGCACCUCCGAAGGCCGGGUAACCUUGUGCUACGACUGUCCAUUGGCUCCGAAUGGGCAACAUGUUUACGUGGAUUCCUUCGCCAGACAAAAAGCGCUGCCUUUCAUUGCUGCUGCCAAUGCGAAAGACGAUUAUACUGUAAGGUGAUUUUUUGAAAGUCCAGUAAAAUGAUUACUGUCGACUUUUCAGGCCCAGACCUGCAUCAGCAACAACAUUCCAGGAACGAUGAUCUUGAAGCGAUACUCACUACCUUGUGAUCUCAUGAUGGUAAGCGAAUUUUUGUAAAUCCAUUUUGUGGAAAUGUAAUCCUGUCGGGAAAGCAAUGAGUCUGUCGCAUUGAAAAUCGCAUCGCCGCCGAGAAAAUAAAUUGUGUCGCCGCAAAAUCAAAUGGAUUUUAACUUCAGCGACACGAUCGGCGUAGCCACAUUGUGCUCAUUGUUUUCCCGACAGACUGAUGUUCUAUUUAUUUACUUGCGUCCUGAAAUUUAAGAAUGAAUGCCUCGCAAUUAUUGGAUUCUCACCCACCGACAACGCCGUGAUUCUCACUUUCCGCAGUACCGACAGCACCUCUCAGGUAGAUUUGUAAAACAGUAUACAGUAGCGGCCUGAUCCAGUGGCAAAAAACAUACCAAUUUGCAGCCGGGAAGUAUCAAAAAUGUGGCAAAAUACCUCCCUUUCCCAGUGAAAAAACUCCGAUUUCAAAGGCACGCCCGCGCUUUUUGCGCAAGGAAAUGGCGCGCUCUUCAAAACGGAGCCUUUUUAUUUGGAAAGGGAGGCAUUUUGCCACAUUUUUGAUACUUCCCAGAUGCAAAAUGGUACGUUUUUUGCCGUUGGAUCUGGCCCCCACUGUACAUAAUCUAUUAACCACUAUAAACUUCCAUUUUCAGCUCCUGGUCGAAGCACUAAACUUUAUGUUCCAAACAACCAAAGAUUUCCAACCAGUGGGUGGGAAAGUGGUCGCUUAUUUCUACGACGCCUUUUUCGCCCUAUGGAAUGGCGGACUGGAGCGAGAGAUGUCGGCCGUCCUGCGGGAACGCCCCUCAUCCGAUGUCUGGGUCUUUGGCCAUUCGUUGGGAGGCGCGCUAGCAUCGCUAGCGGCCUCGUGGAUGUCGCGGCACGGCAUGGUCAACCCGGAAAAGCUGAGGUUCCUCAGCUUCGGACAGCCGAGAACUGGGAACCUGUUUUAUGCUCAAGCCUUUGAUUUAUUAGUAAGUUGGAGGUUGAAGUGGAGAUCGGGGUGGGCUUGGCACCAUGUAGCCAAAUGGUAAAUACGGGUCGUUUAGGAGACUGCCAGUUUGGGCGAUGAAGGAUUUGAUGACUGUUUUGGGCAAGAAACGAAAUAAUAUAUAUUAUAUCAUGCUGGCAGAAAGGCUUUCAAUUUUUGAUAACUCUUUUUUGGUCACAGCCUUUUAAAACUUGACAUAAAAAAAUGUAAUAGUGACUAUCAGUAACUACUAUACAAAUCUCAUCAUCUGACAAUGAAUGCGACAAGGUAUCUUCAGCAGAGAAGCCAGAGGAGUAAUAUAAGAUAUUUCUGCAAAAAAAUCAUUUCGGAAAUGGCCGAUCUCCCGGCCUUUUUAAAAAAAACGUUAUUUUCAAACAAUUUUUCCUCGUCACUAAACACUAGUUCAGGUGCCAUACAAGUACCGAGUAAUCCACCAAGGAGAUCUGGUCACAAAGCUCCCCAUCAAAGUUCCACUAACCGCCUUCACUUUUCAUCAUCAUCGAUACGAGGUGAGGCCUCAAAUCUCAAUCUUUCUACCUCCUCAAAUUUCAUCCAAAAAUUCUAUAUAAAUCUUCCAGGUUUACUACCCAAACGACAUGACCAGCACCGAGCCGUUUGUUGUUUGCCUGCGGGCCGAAGAUCCCUGCUGCAGUCAGGCCUGCAAUUUGGGCGACGCGACGGUCCAUCGCAACUACUUUAACGUCACACUCGCGGAUUGGCCAAGCAUAGGUUGCCAGCUGCCGCAGGAUCUCUACAAACUGUUCGCCAAGCCCUGGUGGGAGCCGGGCCAGAGGAGGCUCUAUGGAAAGUAG